GAUGCUACCAGUAACACGUUGGACGAGAGCAUCCUUGUGGCCAUCGAGGACCGCAUCUGCUCCAAGAUGUUGAACAUGUGGCCGAAACUGCUCCGCAAGGAGCUGGGAACCCUCCACUCCGAAAUAUCCAGCCUCAAGGGGGAGUUGAAGGCCACCAAAGCCCAGGCCGAAAAGGCUGCGGAGAUGGCCAGCUCGGCUAUGGAAUCCGUGCGCUCCCUCUGGGCAGAAGUUGAGAGUCUUCGAAAGCUUGGUGCGCAGACCGACCCCGUCCAGCAGCGCUCGAAUAACGCAGGCGCCAGGACCAGCCAGGUCAUCGUCGGAUGCUUCACCGAAGAUACAGACCAGGAUGACGUAAUAGCUAAAAUCGAGGAGUUCCUGAAGGUCGGCACUCGGAGAUCCAAGGUGCAGGAGGUCUUCACUUUCGAUGAUCCUUGCCGCAUCGGGGUGAUCCAGUUCGUGUCGGAGGCCGCGAAGCGGGGCUUCUUCAAGAGCAUCCGGAAGGCCUCGAGGGAGAUCAACGGGGUAAAGCUCCGGUUCGCCGACAACCGUACCUUCCAGGAGCGGGGGCGAGACAAAGCCCUUUCCUAUGUUAAGCAAUACCUAGUAGAUACUGCUGGGCGUGACGCUGAAGACAUCCGUAUUUGGUGGAAGACCGGGGUGGUGAAGGCCAAGGGCACGAAAGUGGCGUGGGUUACGAAGGACGCUACGGUGCACACCUCAGAUGGUUGGGAAGAUAUGAAGACAGAAGUUCAUGGAUGGAUCGAGGAGUGGUUUGAGGUUCGUGGAGGGCGGAGGGAGGAGGAGGACGAGUAG
Molecule: messenger RNA, 813 nt
Organism: Prorocentrum cordatum
Lineage: Eukaryota; Dinophyceae; Prorocentrales; Prorocentraceae
Source: the annotation of a GenBank genome assembly